AUGCAGGCCCUUCUGAUCUCCCGCGUGGGAUCCCUCCGCUCCUUCGCCACCUCCACUCGCCACCAGAUGAAAAACAAAGUCCCCGAACAUCAGAAGCUCUUUCAGGCGGAUAAUGGCCUGCCCGUGCAUCUGAAAGGGGGCAUCGUGGAUGCCUUGCUGUAUCGACUCACUAUGAGCAUCACUAUCUUUGGCUCCUGUUACUCCGUCUUCUCGCUGGUCAGAGCUGCUUUCCCCCAGAAGAACAAAUGA
Molecule: messenger RNA, 249 nt
Organism: Emys orbicularis (European pond turtle)
Lineage: Eukaryota; Metazoa; Chordata; Testudines; Emydidae
Product: cytochrome c oxidase subunit 7A2, mitochondrial
Exons: 4
Coding region: 1-249 (82 amino acids)
Biological process (GO): mitochondrial respirasome assembly; mitochondrial electron transport, cytochrome c to oxygen; regulation of oxidative phosphorylation
Source: RefSeq, a predicted model, not a curated record